AUGAGCUCGAAGGAGAGACCCACUCUUGGUGGCACGCGGAUUAAGACCCGCAAACGGAAUAUUGCUGCGCCACUGGACCCUGCAGCAUUUGCUGAUGCAGUGGUCCAGAUUUACUUGGAUAAUGCUGGUGAUCUGGAACUUAUUGCUAAGAGCAUUGAAUCUUCAGACCUUAACUUCUCAAGAUACGGAGACACCUUUUUUGAGGUUGUUUUCACAGGAGGCCGUACCCAACCUGGGACAACAAAACCUGAUGAAGGGGAGCGCCAUGCUUACUCUAUAAUAGAUUGUGAGCCUACACGGGAACUCAUUUUACCUUCUGUAAUCUACAUACAGAAAAUUCUGCGGCGCAGGCCAUUUCUCAUCAAGAAUCUCGAAAAUGUUACGCGAAGAUUCCUGCAGUCACUGGAACUAUUUGAAGAAAAUGAAAGGAAGAAGCUGGCCAUUUUCACAGCACUUGCAUUCUCCCAGAAAUUAUCUGGGCUGCCACCGGAGACUGUUUUCCAGCCAAUGCUUAAGGAUAACCUUGUGGCCAAAGGGAUAGUUCUCUCAUUUAUAACAGACUUCUUCAAGGAGUAUCUGGUUGAUAACAGCCUUGAUGAUUUGAUUUCAAUUCUGAAACGGGGAAAAAUGGAGGAUAACCUUCUGGAUUUCUUCCCAUCUGCAAAGCGAUCUGCUGAAGGUUUCUCUGAGCAUUUCACCAAAGAAGGGCUGAUACCUUUGGUUGAAUAUAAUGAAAAGAAAAUAUUUGAGGUGAAGUUGAAGGAAAUGAAAUCUGCAUUAACAACUCAGAUAGCAGAGGAAGCUGAAAUGUCUGAAGUCAUAGAAACAGUGAAACAACGAGUUAAAGACGCUAAGCUACCUGACAUUGAAAUUGUGCGUAUUUUGUGGGAUGUAUUAAUGGAUGCUGUUCAAUGGUCUGGGAAGAAUCAGCAGCAGAAUGCCAAUUCAGCUUUGCGCCAGGUAAAGACAUGGGCGAAACUCUUAAAUACUUUCUGCACCAAUGGCAAACUUGAGCUGGAACUUGUGUACAAAGUUCAGAUGCAAUGCUAUGAGGAUGCUAAGCUGAUGAAGCUAUUUCCUGAGAUAGUGAGGUCCCUCUAUGAUCAGGAUGUGCUUGCAGAAGACACCAUUCUGCACUGGUUCCGCAAAGGAACUAACCCCAAGGGCAGGCAAACCUUUGUGAAGGCCCUGGAGCCCUUUGUUAAAUGGCUGGAAGAGGCCGAAGAAGAGGAAUAG
Dovyalis caffra is the source of this 1236-nucleotide messenger RNA. The record is from the annotation of a GenBank genome assembly. NCBI's taxonomy places the organism in Eukaryota, Viridiplantae, Streptophyta, Magnoliopsida, Malpighiales, Salicaceae.